This is a messenger RNA of Haliotis rubra (blacklip abalone), 4062 nucleotides long. RefSeq names its product EF-hand calcium-binding domain-containing protein 7-like. The record is from RefSeq and is a predicted model, not a curated record. The transcript has 23 exons. The coding region runs from base 150 to 2285 and encodes 711 amino acids. Gene Ontology annotation, molecular function: calcium ion binding. NCBI's taxonomy places the organism in Eukaryota, Metazoa, Mollusca, Gastropoda, Lepetellida, Haliotidae.
AAACGCGCCACUAACGCAUGCGCGCCGAACAAGUCUGUUCCGGUAAAACAUCAACAAUUUUGUUGCUAUGCUUUGAGAACUGAAUUUAAAAAUCAAAUUUUACAGCCAUAUCAAUGCAGUUUGCCUCGUCGCUAUAAAGUCAUAUAGAGAUGUCUCGACGACUCAGUCGUCCGUCUUCAGCUGCAUCACACAGAAGCAGUGGAUCAUCCGGCUACGACUCAGAAUUCAAAACAGAAUGUAAAGCAGCCUACCUGUCUAUCUACGAUGACCUCAAGGAUGUCAUCUCUUCUGAAUAUGAUCUGUCUGCAGUUCUGCAGCAGUCUGGAAGAAAUCCCACCAAAAAGACACUAGCAAAGUACUGGACAGAUGACACAGAUUAUCUCACAUUUGAUGAUUUUGUCAACAUCUGUCGCCGUGAACAUGCCACAACUACAGAUGACUUGAUGAAAGCUUUCCGCAAGAUUGACAUCAACGGAGAUGGUUAUAUAUCCCUGGAUGAGUUGUUCAGGAUGUUGACAACAAGAGGUGAAAAGAUGACGCGAGAUGAGGUGCAGCGUAUGAUUGACGAGGUUGAUGAGAACAGAGAUGGCAGGCUGGACUAUGAAGAGAGAAAACUCUACUAUUCUGAGUUCUGCAACAUGAUGAUGUCCACAGCAGAUGAAUGUAAGAAGAUGUCAUUAAAGAUGAUGGACAAGAAAGAGAGAAAGAAGAGACGGACGAGUAAUACUCCAAGGAGAGGUGAUGACGAAAAUAUUCAUGGGUCAAGGACGUCCCUGAGGUCAAACUCGUCAGUAAAACCCCCUACAGUGAAAGCUGACUCACAGUUGUCUGUGAGGUCCAGCAGAGCAAGCAGAUGUAACUACGAUGAAAUUGAGGAGGAUAUACAGGACGACCUUGACAUUAAAGAAGACAUCAUGCUCAGUUCAAGGUCAUCUGUGACUAGGUCACCUCGUAAAUUGCAACCACAAGAGAAACCCGGAUCUCUUCUGUCGUUAAGAUCCAAUCGUAAUCCACACACAGAGGAAGCUGAAGGUCAAGGACUGUCACAUUCACUGCGUUCAGUUGGCCGAACUGGAUCAAAGUCAUCAUUAAUUAGCAUUGAUGACAUGCCCAAGCCCUCUCCCAGGGUGAAGAAAGACAAGGUCCGAACUCCAGUUGGGUCCAGGAGUGCCAAGGUGUCUGAACCCUCCAACCUCAGGGACUGGACCCACACCAGCUCCAAGGGCUGCUUCUUUAUUGAUGCUGAUGAAGGAGGUCAAAUAAUCAGUCACCAGUACACACUGGAUCUGGCAGACGACACCAAUGUCUUCAUCACCAUGCAACCAAACAGGAUUGGAGAUGCUGGCUUCACUGAUGAUGGCCCUGUGGACACUGCCGUCUACGUCCUGCGUGAAGGCAGCAGCAGCCACAAAGUGGUCACCUUUACAGAACAGCGAGACAGCAAGGGGAGAUACUGUGUGCGGUGUGACCUACCUGCAGGGAAAUACAAGCUGGUUCCUUUCACAACUGGCUGCCGACUUUAUGAGCGCAGCUCUGGCAGGGAGACGAAGGAGGUGAAGCUCAUCAAACAGGACAAGGACGAUAAGAUUGUGCUCUCUAAGCAAUUCAAGAAAGCCCUGGAGGAUAUAUUUGACAUGGCUGACUUGGACGGGAAUGGUCUGUUGAGUCGAGAGGACUUCAACUGGUACAACAUCCGCACCAGCGGAGAAGAAGUCGCUGAUGAUGAGUGGGAUGUGGUUGAGGGCAACAUAGAACUGGAAAGAGGCGAGAUCACAAAGACUGGAUUCAUCCACCUCAACCAGAUGGAAGCUGAAGACAAUGAUGGAGACACAGAUGACCUCUGGGUUACUCUGACCAGCAUGGGCUUCAAUAAGAGUCUUGUGUUAACGCAGGCCUGUCCCUUCAAGCUGGACGUCUACACUGAGGACUGUCGUGAUGCCAGUCUGGAGGUGGUGGGGCUAGAGACCCAGGCUGUGAUGGAGGAUGCAGUCUGUGAUACUGUCAUAGCCAAGAGUGAAGCGUCCAAAGUGAAGGGCAUGAAAGACCUCAGCGUCUAUACUUACAUAGGUGAUGCCAGAGCAACAGUCCUUGUGGAGAACCAAUCUUACAGCAAGAUUAGGAUCCAACUGGACUGCAGUAGAAGUAAGAAUGUCGUCAGCAACCAGCGAGACCUGAACUACACUCUGACCGUGCCAUCCAACACGACUAUGAUCGGUCACCACUUGAUACCACGAGACGAGAAGGCAGAAUGGAUUGUCCGCUGUCAGGAGAUCAUUAUCAGAUAAUAUGACACUGCCUACAAAUGGAGCAUGUGUGUGACAGUGUUUAAAAUUAAGCAUGGAAGUCAAGGGCCCUUUUAGUAACACAGAUGUCAUAAUAAAAGUACGAAGAUCCCCAGAUUCUGACGCAGCAGCAGCAAACAUCAAGGACCCUUGACCCCCUUAAUUUGGAUCACUGUUUACUGAUACAGCAUUCACACCACACACCACAUUGUGUUUUUGUGACUCUAAAUAUCAUAAAUGAGGCCGCAUUUAACCAUUUAUUAGAUUUUAUCCAUAUUUUCUGUAAAUCCUAAGGAGACUUUUCAUUGUUUAUGUAUUUUUGUUGGGGACAAACAAGGCAUCUUAUGUACGAUUACUGUGGACUGAUGUUAGUAGAUGAAACUUUAAUGUUGUGUUCACAUAUUGUGUACUUCAUCAAGUAAAGAAAUGAAGGAACACACAGUGCUUUUCUUUGUGAUUACUUAGAAACAAUAAAAGAUGUGGGUGGGGUGUUUGAUUAUGGGGUGGAUGAGGGCAAAAAUUCAGUAAUUAAUUUAUUUGGAACCAAUAACAGAUGUGGGUGGGGUGUUUGAUGGUGGGAUGAAUGAGAGCAAAAAUUCAGUAAUUAAUUUAUCAUUUUAUGGUGUUCUAAGUUCCAUUGUGUGGGACAGAUUUUUAAAAGAACAACUCUCACUAGAUGCUUGAUUGGCAUUUUAGAAGAUGCUAUUUGAUGAACAUACAGAUUUUUGUGGGUUACAUCUUCUUUUUAUUCAAGAAUAAAAAGAAGAUGUAACCCAGAAAAAAUCUCCAUGUUCAACUCCGUCACUGUUUACUCGACAUCUGCUAAUGAUACAAUCCAGUGUCUGGAUGUGAGGUGACUUCUCUAAAGUGUGGUCUUUGUGAGACACAAAAUCAUAAUCUGGAUGCUAGUACUUAAUUAGGCAGCUCAGAGAUCUGUAGUAACUUAUUGUUUGAAUGUCUGCACAGUAGUGUAUGUUUAGGUGAGCAGCCAGAUAGAAAUCACACAUAUUAUUUCACCCUCAUCUCAACAGACUUGUAAUACUUCUCAAACAGAUGUAAGAAUAUACUGACAUUUGUGUGAAUUAGGAAUUAGUGUGCCUUUUCAGUGGGGUUGACAGGAGGACCUUUUCUGCAAUAUGUUGAAAUUGAAAUAUUACAUUGUUAUUGGCAAUGUUUUGGGUAAAUGGGAUCUUAUAAAACAAUGAAUGUGCAAAUUUCAUUAUAUUUUACCUGUCGUGCUUACACUUUUUGUUACCUUCUGUUAUUUUCCGUCCAGAAUAAUAUAUUUAUACUUAGCAAACUUACACCAACUGCAAAAUAUAUUGUACAUACAUGGGCGGAUCCAGGAUCCCUCAACCCCCCAUUGGCUCUGCCAACGCAAAAAAAUCUUCAAUGUGGUCUUAAGUCAUUUUCAAAGGGGGUGGGGGGUGGGUUCGAACCCCCCCCUCUGGAUCCGCCAAUGACAUAAGAUUCUAUAGCUUGAGGUCAAUGAACCCAGAGGAAUGCUGUAAUAAAUGGUUCACCAAUUCAGAUAGUGUGUUGUCAUACAUCAGAGACCUUUGUGGCCUCAGUUUUUAUACAGUGUGAACUGGUGCAUAAUCAAAACCAUGUGGUAUAUUUUAAUUGUUUGGGAACAGUGUGAUAAGGGCAAAACUAUAUACCUUUGCAUUGUUUUCUUAGGCCAGACCAAUUUUAUUUCUUGUUUUACAGAUCCGCCGGUUGUAUUUUUGCAGGAAUAAGAAAAAAAAGAAAAGAAAUUAAUUUUCCCCACUCAAAAAAU